GUAAUUUUUAUAAUGGGUUAUUAAAAGCCUAGCAGUAUAAUAUAACAGCAAUUAAAUCUGUCUAACAUUAACCAUAAUGAUACAAAACGAGUCGACAUGGCGGAAAAGCGGCGAGUGGAAAUCACGAUACUCCCAACUGUACUCCCGCCGCCUCACCAUCCCGAAAGAGGAAGACCACCGGCGUUGCAUUUCAUUUAUGGAGAACGACACCCCGUACAACGAUCUGCUGAUGAAGCUUCGCAGCAGUCGGCCGAGUACCUCCAGCCCGACCGAGCUUGACGUCAGCUCAGUCAACUCCAGCAACGGGAUCCAAAUCCAAACCAUACUGUCGCAGCAGAGCGAGAUGUACCCCAGCUGCUGCUCGCCUAAUACCACUCACAGAACGAGUAGUCUGGGACAACACGACACGUUGUUGCUGGAUAUGGUGCGCGAGCGCAAUCGCGAGCUGCAGGAGGCGCAGGACCAGCCGCUGGAGCUUCCCGGCGACGACGCUUCUGAAGACUUGUCCAUUGAGCCCUGUAUGCACGGGAUGAGCCACCGCUUCACUGAGCGGAGCGUGUCCCGCUCUCGAUUCUCUCGCAUCUCGACGAAACGCGACAUGGACAUACCCUCGAUACUGGCCUAUAACAUAAGCGACACCCCACCGACAAAGUUACCGCUCGGAAUUCCAGCGUUCCAGCAGAAGGAAUCCUUGUCGAAAUGUAAUGAGAUUCCCAGAUGGUCCAUACGCCGAUCCGUGUGCCCAGUCUGCUCGCAAAAAUGGAAGGACCGCAGCUUUGUAAACAAAAUUAAAAACUCAGGCUUAAAAAGAAACCUUUUACAAGACAUGCCUUCUGUAAUAGCACCAGCACGCUUAAGAUCGGCAGCGAGAGAUAAGACUCUCCGGCCAGUCCCCAUGGACGUGGAAGAGAACCCCGUCUCUCCCGGACUACGCAGCCGCAGCGCCACCUGGCAGUUGAUCCGCGCGCGACGUAUUCGCAUGCCCAAGCCGCAACUACCGUCGCCAGAGGCGCCGCCCUGCGGCACAGCGCCAAACGAGCAAAAAGAUUUAAACAUGCGCGUCAACAAUUUUUUAUUAACCUAGAUAUAAAUAUUUAACCGUUAUAAAUUGAACAGAUAACAAUUAA
Cydia fagiglandana is the source of this 1127-nucleotide messenger RNA. RefSeq lists its product as uncharacterized. Lineage: Eukaryota; Metazoa; Arthropoda; Insecta; Lepidoptera; Tortricidae. The record is from RefSeq and is a predicted model, not a curated record. The transcript has 8 exons. Bases 77 to 1084 code for a protein of 335 amino acids.